UGGUUGGCAAUGGGUUUUAACAGAGAGGCAGUGUGUGGAGGAACAGAGAAAAGUGUUCUGGAGACCAAGAUAAAGGAUGGAAAACUGAAGGAUGCGGUGGUAAGGAGGUCUUGAAAUGUUCUCCUUCAGAUCUCCGUGGAGUGUCAGGAGUGGAAACAACUGGUGUCCUCUCAGGUCCACAGCAACAAGCAGCGGGUUCUGAGCAUCAGGUGACGGCUCAGACACAAGCCCCUCUUCUGUUUGCUCUUCUCCGGGGCUCCACUUUGACCACAGGAGUAGAGGAAGUGGACGCACCUCAACAAGUAUGACCGAAGGAUCCGCGGCCUGACGCGCUCUGGCGCCGCACGUUGGACCGGUGAGUGCGGACUAGUAUGAAGCGCCAUGGCUUGGUGUGACCGCGGGGUUCAAACGCUGCUGGCCACAGUGGGGGCUUUCGCUGCCUUCAGCCUGAUGACCAUCGCCAUCGGGACGGACUACUGGCUCUAUUCGCGGUCAUACAUCUGCAACAGCACCAAUGCCUCCACUGACGAGACCCAGUCGCAACCCAAAAGUAAGAAGGGCGAUCUCACGCACUCCGGGCUGUGGAGGACCUGCUGUAUUGAAGGCAUCAAUCAGGGCAGCUGCUUCAGAAUCAACCAUUUCCCCGACGACAACGACUACGACACCGACAGCUCUGAAUACCUGCUACGUAUAGUUCGAGCCUCCAGCAUGUUCCCCAUCCUCAGCACCGUCCUGCUGAUGCUCGGCGGGUUGUGUGUCGGCGUCGGACGAGUUUACAACAAGACCAACAACGUCCUCCUCAGCGCUGGAAUUCUGUUUGUAGCUGCAGGUCUGAGCAACAUAAUCGGCAUCAUUGUUUACAUCUCCAGCAACGCCGGAGACCCCAGUGACAAACGCGACGACGACAAGAAGUACACCUACUCCUACGGCUGGUCCUUCUACUUCGGCGCCCUCUCCUUCAUCGUGGCUGAAACGGUGGCCGUCCUCGCCAUCAACAUCUACAUCGAGAAAAACAAAGAGGUCCGUUGGAGGGCGCGGCGUGAGUUCAUCCGCUCACUCUCUUCCUCCUCGCCGUACUCAAGGAUACCAAGCUUCCGCUACCGCCGGCGGACGUCCCAUGCCAGCUCCCACUCCACGGAGGCCUCCCGGGAGAACUCGCCGGUGGUCGGCCUGAAGGGGGCACCUUCUUCCAGCGGGCCCCUCGACGAACUGUCCAUGUACGCCCUGGCGAGGGACAGCGUGACGGAGAACACAUACAGCCCCGAGCACGAGAGCGCAGAGUUCCUCCAGGUGCAUAACUGUUUCCCCAACGAUUUAAAGGACGGGGUGAAUCGCAGGACCACGCCGGUGUGAGAGGCGUCAACAUUCAUUCACGGAUUCACUCACGGAUAAACAGGAAAUGAUGGACUGAGACUCUUAUUUUGAAGGGACAGCUGAGCAGAGGAGAAGCCAAUUAACAGACUUAAUUAUCUGCUUUUAGAGCUCAUCAAAGCAGAGUUACUGUUGUCUGUGCCGUAGCCGACCAGAAAUCAGUGUUAUCUUUCAGCAGACGCUUCGGUCUAAUCGCCACUACACUUUGUGGGUAAACUUAAGGUUGAGGUGUGCCAAUCGAGCAGCGUUCUACCUGUAAAUUACACAACAAGGUGCUAAAUGAAACGUAACCUUCAACUUGAAAGUGUUCCAUUUGUGUUUGACGUGAAAGUGUGGACCGUGUCCUCGUGUUCGGUUUUAAUCGUAGCUUUGAAAGAGGCGAUGGGAUCUUAGAAUAAUGUGACACCUUUUGAACAAAUCUUUAUAACACAUCUUUGUAUGGCGGGAGCCGGUGUUUUUACGAAAUAGCUGCCUCGCUGAGUUGUAACGUGUUGAAUGUUUAGUAUUUUUAGCAGAUUGUACAUCCAAUCCUCGAAGUGAUAUGAAAGGUUUUGUCCCCCUCGCCGUCUCUUCCUUAAUCUUAUUCUUCUCUGACAUUUGUCGCCGGAACAAAAUGUUCUUUUCUGUCCAUGGAGCACCUCAGUUCAGCUCUUUAUUCACUUCCAUAUCAGUCUGCCGUCCUUCAGUCGCGGCCCCUGAUGGAUUGAGUAUUUUCCCGUCACAGAAGAAGAGCAGCCGGGGUGCCCAGAACUGUGCUCAGGUCAAGACUUCCUUUUCACUCUGAAUGGAGCCUCGUCAUCGAGCGUUUUACCGGAUAAAGAUCAGAUCCAGGCAGAGAAUAAAAGUCUGUCUGUCACACAGCCUGUGAGUCCAUCUGGUGGCCUCGUAUCCCCCCUCCUCAUGUCAGACGAAGGCAGAAUCAGAGGGAGCUGUGUGGCGCCACAGAUCUGAAGGAUUUGGCUCUAAUGUGAGGACAUGUGUGUGUAAAGCCAUCCUGCACAUCUGCUCUUUCUUUUAGUUCUCUCAGGAAAUACCGUGUUGUUGUGGCAGGUUGAACACUUUUGAGGUCCAGUUCUUCGCUUCGGACCGGUGAUAAAAGAAAACCUUGUGAAAAUGAUUUAAUAAAAAAAAAAUGUCAUUAUCGUAUAUAGUAAAAGCUGUGAGUGUUUGCUCGGCCGAAGCAACUGCAGAGUAGUAUUUGAUUGUACUUAGUGCGUCUGAUAUUCCAUCCAUAUAACCAGCUGAGCACAUGUAAAAGAAAAGCCAUCGGUGUGGUCCAUUCUGAGUGUAGAUCCUUCAUUUUUAUAUCCGGUGUGAGAAAAAAAACUGUUUGUUUGUAAUGUAAAGCUGUAAAGUUGUAUAUAAAAGCACAAUAAAAAACAAUGAAUGUGCAAAGACAUGAACAGAAUA
Messenger RNA from Amphiprion ocellaris (clown anemonefish), 2781 nucleotides. Its product is annotated as voltage-dependent calcium channel gamma-4 subunit-like. Gene Ontology annotation, biological process: postsynaptic neurotransmitter receptor diffusion trapping; calcium ion transmembrane transport; regulation of AMPA receptor activity. NCBI's taxonomy places the organism in Eukaryota, Metazoa, Chordata, Actinopteri, Pomacentridae. Gene Ontology annotation, cellular component: voltage-gated calcium channel complex; postsynaptic density membrane; AMPA glutamate receptor complex. Gene Ontology annotation, molecular function: channel regulator activity; voltage-gated calcium channel activity. The transcript has 4 exons. The coding region runs from base 382 to 1353 and encodes 323 amino acids. The record is from RefSeq and is a predicted model, not a curated record.